AUGGAGUGUACUCAAAGACUUGAGUGUACACAAGAAGUUAAUGGCAGUCCGCAAGAAAAGUCUUUUCCUGAGCAGAUUGGGUUUUUGGGAAUAUGUGGUACAAAAUAUCCCGUGAAGAAAGGUCCAAACAAAAUAGGAAGAGAUCCACAGACAUGCAACAUUGUUUUAAAUUUAAAUUCUGUAUCCAGACAACAUGCUGUUAUUAAUAUUUUAAACGAUAAAGAAUAUAUGAUCAUGGAUUUAGAUUCAGCCAACAAAACAAGAUUACUUGAUAAAACUUUGCCACCAUAUAUACCUCAACCUCUUAAAAAUGGCGACACUGUUCAAUUCGGUCAAAUUUUCGGUGUUUUCCGAUUGCUUGAAGAGGAUAAUGAUCUACCCAUGACACAGGCUUUAGAAAUUCCUGAAACACCUAUUGUGAAUAGGCAUAUAUCAAAAUUAAACAAUUUUGCUACUACCACUAUACCGGAGUCACCAGAUGUUAACGAUAAAGAUGAAUCAUUUAUUGUGGCCUCACAACAUAAAAAUGAAAUAGGAUUUAAAAGCCCAAACAAUCACUUUAUUAAACCCGGAAGAGCAAUUGCUAUUCAGCCAGUAGGAACAAAUAAAAUCGAUAAUAUUUACUGGAACUCCUCAAAAAAAUCUGCUUCAUUUGAAAUGCAUUUAGACGAUUCGGGUGAUGAUAUUGUUGAAACUCCAUUGAAAUCUACUGAUAUAGUUUCUAAUAAAAGCAUUUAUGAAAUGGAUACUCAAGUUCCUUUUCUUACUGAACAAAAUCAAUUUUCAGAUGCUAUAUAUAAUGCAAACACUCAGCUACCGUCAAAUAUUUCAUUAUCAUCUAAUACUUCUACCUCGGAAACAAAUUUACCAAAAAAUGAUAAUUUACCUGAGAUACAAAAGAUUCACAACCAACUUGAGAUGAAACUUGAUCUGUUUGUAGAAAAUAAAGAAAAUAAUAAUUGUAUUUAUAAUGCAGAAACACAGCAAUUUGUUUUAAGCAAAGAGGAAAAAGAAGGAAAUACAGGACAAAAGAUUGAUCAAAAAGUUGCAGAAGCUCUUGAAAACGCACCCAAAAAAAGUCUAAAUAUAUCUGAUGAAGAAAUUCUGUUUGACGAAGUGGACAAUGAACCAUUUCAAGAUGAUUUUGAAUCUCAACCUAUAAUAUUAGAAGCGGAAAUUUUAGAUUCCAAAGAAACUAAUACAAGUGUAAAUAAAAACAAUGGUGACCAGAAACUUAUGAAGAGAAGAGUACGGAUAAACAGUGACAGUUCAACCGAUUGUGAAGAUUUUGAUAUGUUGCCUACUCAGAAAAUUCAAGACAAUCAAAAUUUUACAUCUGGGUGUAAAGAAAAUGUACUUAUUACUGAUAAAUUACGGAACAAAAAUACUUUAAAUAUACUAGAAAACCUUAAGACAAAUGAUGACAGUACUGACUGCGAAGAUAAUUUAUUGGAAACUAGAAAAAAAGUAAAUCAAAAUGCUCAUGAUAAGCCAGAUGAUGAUGAUUCUACUGACUGUGAAGAUGAUAUCAUCCCUUGUAAUUCAAAUGCCAUUAUUAAAAAAGAUGAUGAAUGGAUUAAUUUUGAGAAUAUGGCAAUUGAUAGGCCUAAUGAGGCAGACAACAUAAAAAAUAAAACAGUAUCUUCGGACUUAGAGUUUGAAGAUAUGCCGACACAGGUGAUCGAAGAAAUAAACAUUCAAAAUGAUUCGAUGAAUAUCGGUAAAAGUGCAAAAGAAUCUUCAUUUGAAGAUUUACCAACCCAAUUAUUAGAAGUCGAAUCUCCAACGGAAGUAUUUAAACAAAAUGAGAUUGCUAUAGAUAAAAGCCCCUUUAAAGUUCCAAUGUCAUGUUUUAAAAAAAGUAAAAGAAAAGAAGUUAACAAAUCAACUAAUUUGUUAAAUAAAUUUGAAGAGAAAAAAAUGAAAAAUCGUAUAAUGGAUGAUGAUAAUUUCUAUGAAGCAACCCAAGACAUAUUUAAUGAUUUAUGCAGUCAGAAGGAUACAUGUUCAGAUAUUAAGCAGUUAAGCACGGACAUCGGUGGUUGUGGUAUCAUAACUCUAAGUUCCGAAGAAAAAGAGUUGAUUACAAGAAAUUUCGGUGUUGACAUAUCUUCAGAAAGUACUGACGAAGAUCAUAAAAUAAAUAGAUUUGUUACUAAUUUAUCAAAUCAGCAGGUUAAAGAUAUUAUCGGAGUUGAAGGCAAUAAAAUAACCAAGGUAAAAAAGACGCUUAGUGAUAACUCAGAUAUCGAUAUUACGCCUAAAAAACUAAUCCCCCAUGCAUUAAUGGAAACUGAGUUGCCAAAUAGUCAAGAAAUAAAAACAUCUGUGACACUAAGUUCAAGAACACUAGUUACUGAUUCAUCAAGUGAGUCUGAUACGGAACACGAUUCACAAGAUCAGUUUACUCCAAUUCUGUUCCGAAAAAAUAAAAAAAAUAAAAGUGCUAAGUUAGAUUUAUCAAAGAAAUUCGAAGUGGAAAAAUUGCCUUCCAGAAUUAUAACGCGAGUAAGAAAACCUUCCGCGAAAUUACUAAAUAGUGACAUGAAUUCAAAAAAUACUGCCAAAAAUAUAUUAAAACCUAAAUUUAUCACAGAACAAGAAGAAAAUAUUGAUAAAGAAAUUAUAACUGAAAAUAUAUCUCGUCUUAAAGGCAAAACUGAUAAACGUAAAAAUGGCAGUGACGGCGGGAAGUCGGAUAGUAAUAAGAAAUGUGAUGAACAAAAUAAUUCGAAACAUGUGAAAUCAGACACCAACAAUUUACCCAAGAACACUCAAAAUCAGCCAGUUAAUGUAGAAAAAAUAAGUGAAAAGAAAAAGGACGAUAAACUGUAUGAACGAAAACAAAUCGAAACUAAGAAAAAUUCACGUGAACACUUCAAGAAACAUAAAAUAAAUGACCACAAAAAAACAGAUAUAAUAAAAAAUGACGACAAAACGACAAGUGAUAAAUCACUUAAAACAUCAAGAGAAGCCUUAGAAAGGAGUGAUAAAUUAGAAAAAUCACGUAAAGAAUUUCAUAAAGCAAGAGAUAGUACAGAGCUUCUAACGAGAUCUGAAGCAGCAAAUGAACUGUCAAAUCCUAAAGUAAAUCAGGACGACAUAAAUCAAACAUCCAAAGAAGAAGUAAGUGUUACUCGUUCUAGAACUAGACGUAAGAAAAACGAUUGCAAAGAUGAAAUCAAAUGUACUAAUAAAGAAACAAAAGAUAAGACCAAGUUGUCAGAAAAUGGUGAUAAAAGAAAACGUAGUUAUGAAGAUCAAAACCACAAUAAUUCAUCAGCGGUAAAAGAGAUAAGACGAAGCAAGAGACAGAGGACAGUUAAAAAUAACUUGGAAGUAGAUAUUGAACUAUGUACGAAAUCUAACUCAAAAAAAAAUAAACCACUUAAACACGAGCAAAGUACUGUAUACGGUAUUCAUAGUAUCUCAUCUGAAUCAGGAAGAGAUUCUCCGAAUGAUAAAAGUUUUAAGAGACCUUCAAAAGACGAAGUAGUUGUAAAUGUCAAGAAAACUAGGUCAGAAACAAAAUCGGAUGACAGUACGUCAUUAAGAUCUACUCCAAGAAACAUAAAAACACAUCGAGUUUUAUUUACGGCAUUUCCCUCUGACGAAGUCAAAGGAAAAUUGGAAAAAUGGGGUGCGGUUAUUGUAACGGAUGUAACAACGUGUACAGUAUUGCUGACAGUGCAAAUAAAACGGACAUUUAAGUUGCUUUGCGCGGUGGGACUAGGUCGGCCGAUAGUGGGCCUUAGUUGGGUCCAAGCAUGCCAUGACACCAAGAUGAUUGUUGAUCCUUGGAAUUACCUUAUUAAAGAUGAGGCGACAGAGAAACGGUUCCAGUUUAACUUAGAGCAAACAUUAUCUGGGAAGAGGAAUUUCUUGAAGGGAUACAAUGUAUCAUCAACACCCAAUGUAAUGCCCAGUGCUAUGGAAAUGAAAUUGAUUGUAGAAUGUUCCGGUGGGACGUGGAAAGAAGAAGGUCCAAAGUGGAUCUGCGUUUCCUGUAGUGCAGACAAGUCCUUGUGGCCCGCGCUGAAGCGGAAAGGGGCUACAAUAGUGUCCACGGAAUUCAUUCUGGGCGGUGUUUUGAGACAGAAAUUGGAUAUCAAUGGGAAUAAGCUUGCGUGA
Parnassius apollo (apollo) is the source of this 4131-nucleotide messenger RNA. The record is from the annotation of a GenBank genome assembly. Lineage: Eukaryota; Metazoa; Arthropoda; Insecta; Lepidoptera; Papilionidae.